AUGACGAUGGAUGAAGACUGUUUACUUUCUUUGACAUAUAGUAGUGUGGACGUUAUCUACCCAUCGAUUUUGGACACCAAGUUCAGUGCGUAUGCCAACACCCGGCUUCGCUGCGACGCCAUUCUGUGUCUGGGGUUCACGAUUGCCUCUACAACGUUGAGUAGGGCGAUAUUGAAGGAGAUCCAAUGUGACACUCUAUUUUGUGAGAGAGAUGCAUGGGAGAAAGACGUUGUUUUGAAUGAGAUGCGGCGAAUCGCAUCCACGCUGGCCGGGUUUGCGAGCACUCUUCACAUGGGCAUGUGCGUGUGGCAGCCCUUGUAA
Messenger RNA from Trichoderma citrinoviride, 321 nucleotides. RefSeq lists its product as hypothetical. NCBI's taxonomy places the organism in Eukaryota, Fungi, Ascomycota, Sordariomycetes, Hypocreales, Hypocreaceae. The record is from RefSeq and is a predicted model, not a curated record. Bases 1 to 321 code for a protein of 106 amino acids. The transcript is spliced from 3 exons.